Vicia villosa (hairy vetch) is the source of this 1164-nucleotide messenger RNA. RefSeq names its product ACT domain-containing protein ACR12. The coding region runs from base 147 to 992 and encodes 281 amino acids. Lineage: Eukaryota; Viridiplantae; Streptophyta; Magnoliopsida; Fabales; Fabaceae. Gene Ontology annotation, cellular component: chloroplast thylakoid membrane; chloroplast stroma. The transcript has 10 exons. The record is from RefSeq and is a predicted model, not a curated record.
CAUCCCUUUCACCGAAUCAUUUUUUUAGAUCCGUAAGCCAACAAAACUACAAACUCAAAAAUACUAACAAUUAUAAAUAUUAAACAUUACUCAGUUACGCACACACUUCACCAACUUCAACUGUCAUCAACAUCUUCUUCUCCGCCAUGGCUGUCACCAAUGCUUUCAUCGCUUCUUCCUUCGCCGUACACGCAACCAAGGUUUCCGAUCCGCUCUCCAUUCCUCUGCCACCACCAUCUCUCUCAUUCACCCUCCGCUCCUCUUUCUCCCUCAGAAACAAGAAUAUUAUACAUGCUUCUUCUUAUGACUUGAAUGCAGUCGAUUCAGCUUCACCGAAAUCCAAUAAAAAUCUUGAUAGUGUUCCAAUGCCAAUAGUUUUGAUUGAUCAAGACUCAGAUUCUGAAGCAACAAUUGUGCAGCUUAGCUUUGGUGAUCGCCUUGGAGCUCUUCUUGACACGAUGAAAGCAUUAAAAGAUUUGGGAUUGGAUGUUUCAAAGGGAACGGUCUCUACCGAGGGACCGGUGAAGCAAACCAAAAUUUUUAUUACACAAUCAGAUACUGGGCGUAAAGUCGAAAAUCCUGAUAUGUUAGAGAGAAUUCGACUUACCAUUAUCAACAAUCUGUUGCAGUAUCAUCCUGAGUCCAGUGAACAACUAGCGUUGGGUGAAGUGUUUGGCCUAAAGGAUCCAGAAAAGAAGCUUGAUAUUGAAAUUGCAACUCAUAUUCAAGUUAAGGAAGAUGGACCCAAGAGGAGUUUGCUGUGCAUUGAGACAGCAGAUAGGCCGGGAUUGCUAGUUGAAAUAAUCAAAGUCAUUGCAGAUGUGAACAUUGAUGUUGAGUCGGCCGAGAUCGACACAGAAGGUUUGGUGGCCAAGGAUAAAUUUCAUGUCAGUUAUGGCGGGGCUGCAUUAAACAGAUCAAUGUCUCAGGUUUUAGUGAACUGUCUACGUUACUACCUCCGGAAGCCAGAAACCGAUAUAGAUAGUUAUUGAGGAAACACCAUUUACUUGUAUAAUAAUCCAUCCAAAUUCAAAUGUGACUGUUGUUGUACCAAAUUGUGAAUGAGCUCCAUAUUAUUAUCACAUGUGAGGCCUGCAAAUCUCAUUUUAAAAUCUGGUAGCUUUACUGCUACCAGAUUAUGCAAUGAAAAUGUCAUGAAAUGAA